Mesorhabditis spiculigera is the source of this 735-nucleotide messenger RNA. NCBI's taxonomy places the organism in Eukaryota, Metazoa, Nematoda, Chromadorea, Rhabditida, Rhabditidae. The record is from the annotation of a GenBank genome assembly.
AUGAAUUUCCUAAGUCGUCUGACAUUACUGUUAUUCUCGUUCCAUUUAACAGCAACGACAAAGGGCUCGUCUGGUCCUAUUGAUGACGUUAACGCUGGAGAUGGCGAGCUUGAGCGCCACAUCAAAAUCAUGAACGGACAGGCAAGGCAAAUUCGAGACUACCCCUAUAUGGUCUCGAUCCAGCGCCCUAAUCCUCGUGCUCCGAAUGUUUCGUCUCAAGCUCAUCACUGUGGCGGGUCUCUGAUCGGCCUGGAAUGGGUGCUUUCGGCGGCGCAUUGCUUUUUCCAUCCAAACGGGAAACGCGAAGACGCCAGCCUAUGGCGAGUGAUGGUGGGCAGCACCUUCUGGAAACUUGGCGGACCAAACGAUACACUUGGGCAAACGAGGUUUAUCAAAGAAGUGCACAUUGCGCCAAACUACGAGUUGGAAGGUGAUGAGGACGUUGCGUUGGUUCGGCUGGAAAGCCCGGUGACUCUGAACGCUAACGUUCACCCAAUCGAAUUGUGGACGAAAAUCGAGCACAGUCAGAUGCAGAAGGGUGAUUCUGGAGGCCCGAUUGCCGCAAAAUUGUCGAAACAAGGCGUGGAACGCUGGGUACAAGUGUCCAUGGUAAACUACGGAAUGGCCUGCGACCCGGGCUAUCCUCCUCGGGAAACCCAGGGAAUGCAAGUGAGCCGUUUCUGUGAUUGGAUCGCGCAACAGACGUCAAUCACUCUGUGUCUGGCACCUGGAGCU